AUGUCCCAGCAAGGCAGUGACCAGGGUGAGAAUGAGGAGAGCCUCAUGACACAAUUUGCAGAGGCUUGGAAAAAGAAACAUUCUAGUCAUGACUCUGGAAAAGAAAUGGAUUUUCAUGGAACAGAGGAGAGUUCUGUAGAGAGAUUGCUCUGCCUGAGGGAAGCCGGGGGACAAUCAAAAGAUUUAUGGUUCUCCCUCAGGCAGCUGUGGAAUUACAUGCAACAGUUCAGAGAUGUAUUUUUUAUUGAAGAAGCCAAGGUAGUUCAAAAGGUCAACUACACCUUGACUCUCAAGUCGGUCUUCUCUGUGGAUAAGCUACAAGAAGCCCAACUCAAAAACUACCAGCAGUUCCUGGCCUUGAUGUUUGCUGUCAUGGAGGUGAACAAGGAUCUGCUUCUCCUCCCCAAUAUCACCCUUGGAUUCAACUUGUGUGACAAUUGGAAGACGGAGAGGAAUAUUUUCAUAUGCAGCCUCUCCCUACUGUCCACAAGGGGCCGAAUGGUUCCAGGAUAUAAAUGUGACCGGCAGGACCCUCUGCUCUCCGUCAUUGGAGGUGACAACCCCAAAUCCUCCAGGCAGAUGGCCUCCAUCUUCAGCCUCUUCAAGGUCCCACAGCUCGGUGUCGGCUUUGAGUUCACUCAGGGAGACAGAAGAGUUUAUCCUUCCUUCUUCCAGAAUAAUCCCCAGGAAUCUGCUCAGUAUGAGGGUUUAGUCCAGCUGCUCCUGCAUUUCCAGUGGAACUGGGUUGGGUUGGUGGCCAACCAAGAUGAUGGUGGGGAACAUUUUGUCUCAACCCUGGUACCAAAGCUGAAGGAGAAGGAGAUCUGCCUGGUCUUCACUGAAGUAAUUAAAUUUGAAUUUUUUGAUGUUGACGAUCCAAUAUUGCCUCAUAUUUUAAACACCUUCUCUAAAGGUGAAGUGAUUAUAUUUUUUGGAGACUACAGUAGUGGUACAAAUCAAAUGUUGGUCAACUUUUGUAAUGAAACACAGAGAUAUACAUCAUUACUGAAAGUUUGGAUCUUUACAUCCUAUUGGAAACUUAAUAUGUUCAACUAUGAAUAUACGUUGCCAUUUAUAAAGCCCUAUCAUGGAGCUUUGCAUUUUAGGGACCACACCAGGGAAGUCUCAGAAUUCAGCCGUUUUCUCAUAUCUUUAGACCCUUUCAACCCACGAGGGGACACGUUUCUCCCUGACUGGUGGGAAAUGAUCUUCGGCUGCUUGAUCAGCAAACCAGGAGAGAUCCUUCAAGAGGGGCAAGAACGAUGUACUGGAGAGGAGAAUGUACAGAGUCUGCCAACUCACCUUUUUGAAAUGAGCAUGACAGGUGAAAGUUACAACAUCUACAAUGCCAUUUAUGCUGUGGCACAUGCACUCCAGGCAACUCAUGGAUCAGGAGCACGACCAGCCAUGAUGAGGCUUGGAAAGAGGAUCUUAGAUGUCCAGACAUGGCAGCUUCUUCCCUAUUUGAGGAAUGUCCAUUUCAACAACAGUGCUGGAGAUGAAAUCUACUUCAUAGAAGAUGGACUGGGAUCUGCUCGUUAUGAUCUUCUCAACUGGGUUCUCCUCCCUAAUGAAUCCUUUGUCCCUGUGAAAGUUGGAAGAAUAGAUCCUGGGGCUCCUGCAGGACGUGAUUUCACCAUUAAAUCUGAUGCAAUUGUCUGGGCAAAAAAGCAUUUCCCCUUUCUCUUUCAGAAAGUGCCCUUUGCCAGGUGUGGCAUGAAACGGUGCCAGGCAGGAGAGAGGAAAAAUGUACCAGAGGGGGAGCAGGUUUGCUGCUACCAAUGUGACCCUUGUCCAGAAGGGACCAUUUCUAAUCAGACAGAUUCUGAAAACUGUGAUCCCUGUCCAGAAGACCAAUACCCCAACAAGGAGAAGGACCACUGCAUUCCCAAGAAAAGCCACUUCCUUGCCUAUGAAGAUCCCCUGGGAUAUGCUUUAUCUUCUCUCGCUCUUUCUCUCUCAACAAUCACAUUAGGAGUGCUAGCAAUUUUCCUUAAAUGUCACGAUACACCGAUUGUCAAGGCCAACAACCGGGAUCUUACCGACAUCCUCCUGGUCUCCCUCCUGCUCUGCUUCCUCUGCUCCUUCCUCUUCAUUGGGAGACCCAGAAAACUCACUUGCCUUUUCCGACAAUCUGCCUUUGCCAUUCUCUUUUCCCUUGCAGUUUCCUCUGUCUUGGCAAAAACUGUCAUGGUGGUUCUGGCCUUCAUGGCUACCAAGCCAGGGAACCAGACAAAGAAAUUCUUAGGAAAAACACUGACCAAUUCCAUUGUUAUAGCCUGUCCCCUGGUCCAAGCUGUUCUUUGUGCCACCUGGCUAGUAACCUCUCCACCAUUUCCCAACGUGGACUUCCACUCCUUGGUUGGAGAGGCCAUCUUGGAAUGUAACGAAGGCUCGGCUUUGAUGUUUUAUACAGUCCUCGCCUACCUCGGUUUCCUGGCCCUUGUCAGUUUCUCUGUGGCCUUUCUGGCUAGGAAAUUGCCUGACAGCUUUAACGAAGCCAAGUUCAUUACUUUCAGCAUGCUGGUCUUUUGCAGUGUUUGGAUCAGCUUCCUCCCCACCUACCUGAGCACCAAAGGGAAGUCCAUGGUGGCCGUGGAGAUCUUCUCCAUUUUGGUCUCUGGGGCUGGUCUCUUGGCUUGUAUUUUUUUCCCCAAAUGCUACAUUAUCCUACUGAGGCCCCAUCUUAAUUGUAGAGAAAAUAUAAUGAGACACAAGAAUCUCUGA
Molecule: messenger RNA, 2727 nt
Organism: Thamnophis elegans (Western terrestrial garter snake)
Lineage: Eukaryota; Metazoa; Chordata; Lepidosauria; Squamata; Natricidae
Product: vomeronasal type-2 receptor 26-like
Exons: 7
Coding region: 1-2727 (908 amino acids)
Biological process (GO): G protein-coupled receptor signaling pathway
Cellular component (GO): membrane
Molecular function (GO): G protein-coupled receptor activity
Source: RefSeq, a predicted model, not a curated record